Molecule: messenger RNA, 1086 nt
Organism: Anopheles marshallii
Lineage: Eukaryota; Metazoa; Arthropoda; Insecta; Diptera; Culicidae
Gene: Rae1
Product: protein Rae1
Exons: 1
Coding region: 1-1086 (361 amino acids)
Biological process (GO): transcription-dependent tethering of RNA polymerase II gene DNA at nuclear periphery; RNA export from nucleus
Cellular component (GO): nuclear pore
Molecular function (GO): RNA binding; ubiquitin binding
Source: RefSeq, a predicted model, not a curated record
AUGUUUGGGACGCAAACACUCGGUGCCAAUCCGGGCUUUGGAAGCCCGACGGCUACUACAACGACCAAUCCGAUGAAGGACUUUGAGGUGACCGCGCCACCGGAGGAUACGGUGUCCGCGAUGGAGUUCAGUCCGGCAACGUUGCAGCAGAAUUUUCUCAUCGCCGGCAGCUGGGACUGCAGCGUGCGUUGUUGGGAAGUAGAACAGUCGGGUAAGACUGUACCGAAAUCCAUAAAAACCAUGGGCGGGCCAGUGCUGGAUGUAUGCUGGGCUGAUGACGGCAGCAAAGUGUUUAUCGCCUCGACGGACAAACAGGUCAAGUGUUGGGAUCUGGCCUCGGAUCAGGUGGCACAGGUAGCACAGCACGAUGCAGCCAUCAAAACCUGUCACUGGAUCAAGGGUACGAACUACACUUGCCUGAUGACUGGUUCGUGGGAUAAAACGCUCAAAUUCUGGGAUACACGAACACCACAGCCCAUGAUGUCCAUUCAGCUGCCGGAACGUUGUUACUGUGCGGAUGUGGAUUACCCGAUGGCCGUGGUAGGUACAGCGGGACGGCAUGUGUUGAUAUACUCGUUGGAAAACAAGCCGACGCAGUUCAAACAGCAGGAAAGCCCGCUCAAGUAUCAGCACCGAACUGUGUCUGUGUUUCGCGACAAAAAGAAAGCACCUACCGGUUACGCUCUCGGAAGUAUCGAGGGUCGCGUCGCCAUUCAGUACGUCAGUCCGCUGAAUCCAAAGGAUAAUUUCACCUUCAAGUGUCAUCGUUCGAACGGAUCGACCGGUUACCAGGAUAUCUACGCAGUGAACGAUAUCGCGUUUCAUCCGAUCCAUGGCACGUUGGCUACGGUGGGUUCGGAUGGAACAUUCAGCUUCUGGGACAAAGAUGCUCGCACCAAGCUGAAAUCUUCCGACACGCUGGAUCAAUCGAUAACCAAAUGUUGUUUCAACAGCAACGGACAGAUCUUUGCAUACGCCGUCGGGUACGAUUGGUCGAAGGGACACGAAUACUACAAUCCGCAGAAGAAAACUUAUAUCUUCCUUCGCUCGUGCUAUGAUGAGUUAAAACCACGGGCCUCCAGCUAA